AUGACUGACUCGAAGCUGGUGAUCCCCCUCGAGCUGAACCCGGAGAUCUUCUCCCAAUUGGCGGCGAAGCUUGGUCUUUCGCCCGUGCUCCAAUUUCACGACGUCUACUCGCUCACUGACCCGGACUUGUUGGCGUUCUUGCCCCAGCCCGUGUACGCCAUCAUCCUCCUCUUCCCCCUCACCGGAGGCUACGAAGACUAUCGCAAGCAGCAAGAUGCUAAUCUGCAAGGCUAUCCCAACCCUGAAGACGUCCACUGGUAUAAGCAAACCAUUGGCAACGGCUGUGGCCUCUACGCGUUGCUCCAUGCCCUCACAAACUUACCCCGCGAUUUCAUCACCGCCCACCUGAGCGUAUCCCACUUAAUCGACGCCACUAGAGGUAAGCUGGUGGCGGAAACGGCCCGUCACGUUGAGGACCUCGAGUCGCAAAUCAAAUUGGACGAAAACUACGGUGUUCAGGGCCAAACCGAGGCGCCGGCACCAGAAUCGCUGGUGGAACUCCACUUUAUUACGUUUAUUAAGGGGGAUGACGGCCACUUAUACGAACUUGAUGGCCGCCGGGCGGGUCCCGUCGACUUGGGAGAGGCUACCGUCGAAAAUAACCACUUAUUGUCUGACCCUAAGGUGGCCCAGAAAGUGCAGUUCUACAUGGAUAACACCGACGAUGCUAACAAGAAUAACUUUGCCAUCAUGGCGCUUGCGCCGUCGCUCGACUAG
Diutina rugosa is the source of this 717-nucleotide messenger RNA. RefSeq names its product ubiquitin-specific protease. The record is from RefSeq and is a predicted model, not a curated record. Gene Ontology annotation, cellular component: cytoplasm. Gene Ontology annotation, molecular function: cysteine-type deubiquitinase activity. The transcript has a single exon. NCBI's taxonomy places the organism in Eukaryota, Fungi, Ascomycota, Pichiomycetes, Serinales, Debaryomycetaceae. The coding region runs from base 1 to 717 and encodes 238 amino acids. Gene Ontology annotation, biological process: ubiquitin-dependent protein catabolic process; protein deubiquitination.